AUGCAAGAAUACCAAAGUCAGAGAACUACAUUUCGUAUCCGAAGAGUGCCUUUGGGCUGGAAUGUCGGCCACCUACGAGCUUGUCUGGAACAACAUGACCCUUCUUCAUGCCCAGAUGUAAAAUCAUUUGUGCCUGAAAUUGAUCGCCGAUCAUUUACUGCGACGGUGGUAUAUAAAAGUCGUUCAUCUGUUACUCAAGGCCCAAAGCCAUGGGACCUCUCACUAGAAGGGCCACAUGAAAAGUCGUCUUCCAAUAAUGGGUAUCUAGAAAUUGACGAUAACUUGCUUGGCAUCACAUCGUUAUAUCUACCACCAGCCAAGGAUCACAAAGUAGAUAUUAUUGCUCUUGGCAACAUCAGCGGAUGUCCAUUGGAGUCAUUUGAGGAUGUGGCAAGCAAUCAUGUGUGGCUACGAGAUAUUCUACCAGCUCAGCUCGUCGAUAAGGAAACCCGACAGCCAAUGGCGCGAGUCAUGACAUAUGGCUAUCAGUCAAUAUUGAAUAAAACGAACGGGCGAAUGACACUCGAAGCCUUGGGGACAGCUUUUGUCAAAGUCUUCACAGCGCUGAGUAAUUCCUCCCAGAUCAAGCCAGCGAUACUCAUUGGCCAUGGCUUUGGAGGUCUAGUCAUAAAGCAGGCUUUGGCAAGUCUGUCCAAAUUACGAGGAGAGACAGAGAUGAACGUUUUCCGCGCACUUCGCGGAGUGGUCUUCUUCGGCGUCCCUCACGACGGAAUGGAUAUAACGUUUUUCCAACUCGCCGCUGAACAUCCCAAUCAGCAAGUUAUAGACUCACUUCGCCGAGGAGGAUCCGAAUCUCUCAAUCAACUGCACGUCGAAUUCCUUCAAGCAUUUUCUGAAAAAUGUGAACCCGAGAUAUUCAGCUUUUACGAGACGCUGGAGUCCGAUAUCUCACGCCAACACAAGGAUGCAACAUCAUUUACUGGAGUUGUUGUGACGAAAGCCUCAGCAACUCGCUGCCACCUAGGGGAACCCAACGGCCAGCAUACGUGUGCGAUCCCCCGGAGCAACGCAAAUUUAGCAAGAUUCGAGCCGCAUGAUCCCGAGUUUGAUGCUGUUAGAAACACAUUGCUCGGAAUCAUCCAGCGAGCGGCUUGA
Molecule: messenger RNA, 1116 nt
Organism: Trichoderma breve
Lineage: Eukaryota; Fungi; Ascomycota; Sordariomycetes; Hypocreales; Hypocreaceae
Exons: 4
Coding region: 1-1116 (371 amino acids)
Source: RefSeq, a predicted model, not a curated record